Messenger RNA from Aspergillus pseudotamarii, 357 nucleotides. Its product is annotated as putative quinol monooxygenase. The transcript has 3 exons. The coding region runs from base 1 to 357 and encodes 118 amino acids. The record is from RefSeq and is a predicted model, not a curated record. NCBI's taxonomy places the organism in Eukaryota, Fungi, Ascomycota, Eurotiomycetes, Eurotiales, Aspergillaceae.
AUGCCGACCCCUUCAGAAUCUAUCUCCCUUCAAGUAACAAUCCACCUCAAUCCCGAGGACCUGCCAAAAUUCUGGACCGCAAUGAAACCUGCCUACGAGGCCGUCAUCGGCGAACCCGAAUGUACUUUUUUCGAAUUAUACCAGGAGCCAGACUCCCCCGGCACAAUCUCGUGGGUGGAAAAUUGGUCUGCGUCGAAAGAAUGGCUUAUGGAGGUACAAUUGAAAAAGCCAUAUUACCAUGAUUAUUUUGCUGUGACGGAGCCGUUAUUUGUGAAGCCCAGAGAGGUCAAGUUGUUGAAGAGGGUCGGGGAGCCGUUUGUAAUGGUGAAGAAGGCGAAUGGAGGAUUAUUGGAGUAA